Molecule: messenger RNA, 7615 nt
Organism: Bombina bombina (fire-bellied toad)
Lineage: Eukaryota; Metazoa; Chordata; Amphibia; Anura; Bombinatoridae
Exons: 4
Coding region: 2484-3485 (333 amino acids)
Source: RefSeq, a predicted model, not a curated record
CAUAAAGUGGUAGGUCCCACUUUGAUAACCUGUGCUCCAAGCGCAUCCUCUUAAGUUUUUUCCUCCUCAGGAAUUUCUUUCUAUCUGUGGGUGACAUUUCUGAUUCAGGGAAGGCGUUACUUCAGUCUGACUCUGAAAUGACAGCGUUUAAAUUUAAGCUUGAACACCUCCGCUUGUUGCUCAGGGAGGUUUUAGCAACUCUGGAUGACUGUGACCCCAUUGUAGUCCCAGAGAAAUUGUGUAAAAUGGACAAAUACUUUGCAGUGCCUGUUUACACUGACGUUUUUCCAGUCCCUAAGAGGUUUUCAGAGAUUAUAAGGAAUGGGAUAGACCAGGUGUACCGUUCUCUCCCCCUCCUGCUUUUAAAAAGAUGUUUCCCAUAGAUGCCGCAACACGGGACUCGUGGCAGACGGUCACUAAGGUGGAGGGAGCAGUCUCUACCCUAGCUAAGCGUACAACUAUCCCUGCCGAGGACAGUUGUGCUUUCCUAGAUCCAAUGGAUAAAAAAUUAGAGGGUUUCCUUAAGAAAAUCUUUAUUCAACAAGGUUUUAUUCUCCAGCCUCUUGCAUGCAUUGCCCCAGUCACUGCUGCAGCGGCUUUCUGGUUCGAGUCUCUUGAGGAGGCUCUACAGGUGGAGACUCUGUUAGAUGAUAUUCUAGACAGGAUUAAAGCUCUUAAAUUAGCUAAUUCCUUUAUUUCUGACGCCGUUUUUCAUUUAACCAAGCUAACGGCUAAGAACUCAGGUUUUGCCAUUCAGGCGCGUAGGGCGCUAUGGCUUAAAUCCUGGUCAGCUGACGUUACUUCAAAGUCUAAGCUUCUCAACAUCCCCUUCAAAGGGCAGACCCUAUUCGGGCCUGGACUGAAGGAGAUCAUUUCUGAUAUUACUGGAGGAAAAGGUCACGCCCUUCCUCAGGAUAGGUCCAUCAAAUUAAGGACCAAACAGACUAAUUUUCGUUCCUUUCGAAACUUCAAGAGUGGCGCAGCUUCAACUUCCUCUAAUGCAAAACAAGAGGGAAAUUUUGCCCAGUCCAAACCAGUCUGGAGACCUAACCAGGCUUGAAACAAGGGGAAGCAGGCCAAAAAAACCUGCUGCUGCCUCUAAGACAGCAUGAAGGAGUAGCCCCCGAUCCGGGACCGGAUCUAGUUGGGGGCAGACUUUCUCUCUUCGCCCAGGCUUGGGCAAGAGACGCCCAGGAUCCCUGGGCUUUGGAGAUUGUUUCCCAAGGAUAUCUUCUGGACUUCAAAACUUCAUCUCCAAAGGGGAGAUUUCAUCUCUCACAAUUAUCUGCAAACUAGAUAAAGAGAGAGGCAUUCUUACGUUGCGUUCAAGACCUACUGGUUAUGGGAGUGAUCCAGCCAGUUUCAAGGGAGGAACAGGGGCAGGGUUUCUAUUCAAAUCUGUUUAUAGUUCCCAAAAAAAGAGGGAACUUUCAGACCAAUCUUGGAUCUCAAGAUCCUAAACAAAUUUCUCAGGGUCCCAUCCUUCAAGAUGGAGACUAUUCCAACCAUCCUACCUAUGAUCCAGGAGGGUCAAUUUAUGACUACCGUGGACUUAAAGGAUGCUUAUCUCCACAUUCCGAUACACAGAGAUCAUCAUCAGUUCCUCAGGUUCACCUUCCUAGACAGGCAUUACCAGUUUGUGGCUCUUCCCUUUGGGUUAGCCACGGCACCGAGAAUCUUUACGAAGGUUCUAGGGUCCCUACUGGCGGCUCUAAGGCCACAAGGCAUAGCGGUGGCUCCUUACCUAGACGACAUUCUGAUACAGGCGUUGACUUUUCAAAUCGCCAAGUCUCAUACGGACAUUGUUCUGGCACGGGUGGAAGGUGAACGAAGAAAAGAGUUCUCUCUCCCCUCUCACAAGAGUUUCCUUCCUAGGAACUCUGAUGGAUUUAGUAGAAAUGAAUUUUUUUCUGACAGAGGUCAGGUUGUCAAAACUUCUAACUUCCUGCCGUGCUCUUCAUUCCAUUUCUCGACCAUCAGUGGCUCAGUGUAUGGAAGUAAUCAGCCUAAUGGUAGCGGCAAUGGACAUAGUUCCGUUUGCCCGCCUACAUCUCCAGACCACUGCAACUUUGCAUGCUCAAUCAGUGGAAUGGGGACUACACAGAUUUGUCUCCUCGGAUAAAUCUGGAUCAAGAGAUCAGGGAUUCUCUUCUCUGGUGGCUAUCUCGGGUCCAUCUGUCCAGGGGAAUAAGUUUCCGCAGGCCAUAAUGUACUAUAGAGACGACAGAUGCCAGCCUUCUGGGCUGGGGCGCAGUCUAGAACUCCCUGAAGGCUCAGGGUUUGUGGACUCAGGAGGAAGCCCUCCUUCCGAUAAACAUUCUUGAACUAAGAGCGAUAUUCAAUGCUCUUCAGGCUUGGCCUCGGCUAGCUGCGGUCAGGUUCAUCAGAUUUCAGUCAGAAAAUAUCACGACUGUAGCCUAAAUCAACCAUCAGGGGGGAACAAGGAGCCCCCUGGCAAUGUUGGAGGUUUCAAAGAUAAUUCUAUGGGCAGAGGUUCACUCUUGCCAUCUCUCAGCUAUCCAUAUCCCAGGAGUAGAGAACUGUUAGGCGGAUUUUCUAAGUCGGCAGACUUUUCAUCCGGGGGAAUGGGAGCUCCAUCUGGAGGUAUUUGCCCAGCUGAUUCAACUAUGGGGCAAACCAGAACUGGAUCCCAUGGCAUCUCGUCAGAACGCCAAGCUUCCUUGUUACGGGUCCAGGUCAAGAGAUCCCCAGGCAGCGCUGAUAGAUGCUCUAGCAGCGCCCUGGUCCUUCAGCCUGGCUUAUGUGUUUCCACCAUUUCCUCUGCUCCCUCGUCUGAUUGCCAAGAUCAAGCAGGAGAGAGCUUCGGUGAAUUUGAUAGCUCCUGCGUGGCCAUGCAGGACUUGGUAUGCAGAUCUGGUGGACAUGUCAUCCUUUCCACCAUGGACUCUACCGCUGAGGCAGGACCUUCUACUUCAAGGUCCCUUCAAACAUCCAAAUCUAAUUUCUCUGCGUCUGACUGCUUGGAGAUUGAACGCUUGAUUUUAUCAAAGCGUGGUUUUUCCGAGUCGGUCAUUGAUACCUUAAUUCAGGAUCGAAAGCCUGUCACCAGGAAAAUCUAUCAUAAGAUAUGGUGUAAAUAUCUUCAUUGGUGUGAAUCCAAGGGUUACUCAUGGAGUAAGGUCAGGAUUCCUAGGAUAUUAUCCUUUCUCCAAGAAGGAUUGGAGAAGGGAUUGUCAGCUAGUUCCUUAAAGGGACAGAUUUCUGCUCUGUCUAUUCUUUUGCACAAACGUCUGGCUGAGGUUCCAGACGUUCAGGUGUUUUGUCAGGCUUUGGUUAGAAUCAAGCCUGUGUUUAAACCUGUCGCUCCGCCAUGGAGUUUAAAUUUAGUUCUUAAGGUUCUUCAAGGGGUUCCGUUUGAAUCUUUGCAUUCCAUAGAUAUUAAACUUUUAUCUUGGAAAAGUUCUGUUUUUAGUAGCCAUCUCCUCGGCUCGAAGAGUUUCGGAGUUAUCUGCUUUACAGUGUGAGUCCCCUUAUCUGAUUUUCCAUGGAGAUAAGGUAGUUUUACGUACCAAACCUGGGUUUCUUCCUAAGGUGCUAUCUAAUAAGAAUAUCAAUCAGGAGAUUGUUGUUCCUUCAUUAUGUCCUAAUCCUUCUUCAAAGAAGGAACAUCUAUUACACAAUCUUGAUGUGGUUCGUGCUUUAAAGUUUUAUUUACAAGCCAUGAAGGAUUUUCAUCAAACAUCUGCAUUGUUUGUUGUCUACUCUGGACAGAGGAGUGGCCAAAAGGCUUCGGCAACUUCUCUUUCUUUUUGGCUAAGAAGCUUAAUCCGCUUAGCUUAUGAGACUGCUGGCCAGCAGCCUCCUGAACGAAUUACAGCUCAUUCUACUAGAGCAGUAGCUUCCACAUGGGCUUUUAAACAUGAGGCCUCUGUUGAACAGAUUUGUAAGGCGGCGACUUGGUCUUCGCUUCAUACCUUUUCUAAAUUCUACAAAUUCGAUACUUUUACUUCCUCUGAGGCUAUUUUUGGGAGAAAGGUCUUACAGGCAGUGGUGCCUUCCAUUUAAGUUCCUGCCUUGUCCCUCCCUUCAUCCGUGUCCUAAAGCUUUGGUAUUGGUAUCCCACAAGUAAUGGAUGAACCCGUGGACUGGAUACACCUUUACAAGAGAAAAAAUGUAUGCUUACCUGAAAUUUAUUUCUCUUGUGGUGUAUCCAGUCCACGGCCUGCCCGGUCAUUUUAAGGCAGGUGUUUUUUUUAUUUUUAAAUUACAGUCACCACUGCACCCUAUAGUUUCUCCUUUUUUCUUGCUUGUCUUCAGUGGAAUGACUGGGGGUGGCAGUUAGGAAGGAGCUAUAUAGACAACUCUGCUGUGGGUGUCCUCUUGCAACUUCCUGUUGGGAAGGAGAAUAUCCCCCACAAGUAAUGGAUGAACCCGUGGACUGGAUACACCACAAGAGAAAUAAAUUUAUCAGGUAAGCAUAAAUUUUGUUUUUCCUUCACUUCCUGAUAACCGGAAGGUGAAGUUCUUCUGCUGUUUCUUCUAUUACGCAUCUCUAACUUUAUAUGCGUGUUUAGAGAGAGACUGACUUCUACAGCUGCUGCUUGUUCUGGAUCUGACAGUGUGGGAAUGGCUCCUGCUCAGAGGGUUCAACGGUCAGGUAGGCACCUCAGCAAAGUGGUGUAGAGGUGCCCUGCAGUGUUAUUUAAGCCUUCUGACCUCUCUAGACUUAAUAUAUAAAUAAAAGGAAAAAAAAUUACCGUUUAAAAUUUAAAGGGACAGUAAAGUUUUUUGUAUGCUUGAAUUUUAUUAAAAGAUAAAUUGUUUCAUUGUGAGUCAGAAUGGACCAAGAGACCUUACAAAGUGUCACUUGUUCUUUAUGUUUUGAUGCCAAUGUGGAACCACUAAUCCCUUUCUUUUCCACAUGUAUUGAGAGAACUUUAAACUAUAGCGAUAGACUUUUUUUCUGAGCCAACAUUUUACAAAGAGGAUGCUGCUCAGGAAUCCAAUGACAAUGUUCAAUUUAUGCCGCAGCUUUCUCCUCAAGCGUCCCAAAUUUUACCGCCCUCACAUGCAGUGCCCUGUAUCCCCUCUCUAGCUCCUGCUGGAGUUUCUUUACAAGACAUCGCUUCUCUCAUGUCUUCUGCAGUUUCAGGUGCGUUGUCUGCUUUUCCUAUGUUACACGGAAAGCGUAAGAGGAAAAUCAGACAUUCAGUAAGCGAGGUUUCUGACGCAGUUGUUGCUAUUUCGAAUGUCCCCUCCCAGAAGCCUGAGGAGAAUACUGUAGUAGCAUCUGAAGGUGAAAUUUCAGAUUCUGACAGUGUAAUUCCUCUUGCUGAUACUGAAGUGGUAUCUUUCAGGUUUAAGCUCGAACACCUCCGUCUGUUAAGGAAGUUUUGGCUACAUUGGACGACAGUGACUCCACGGUCGUUGUUAAUCCUAAGAAAUCCAGUAAGCUAAACAAAUAUUUUGAGGUACCUUCCUCAAUAGAGGUUUUUCCGUUACCAGACCGAGCUUCUGAGAUCAUUGCUAAGGAGUGGGAGAGUCCGGGUAUCCCUUCUUCUACAUCUCCUAUAUUUAAAAAGAUGUUUCCCAUAGCCGACUCUGUCAAGGAAGCUUGGCAAACUGUCCCCAAGGUGGAAGGAGCUAGUGCGGCGGCAUUUUGGUUUGAUGCGUUGUCUGAUGCUAUUAGGACAGACACUCCCCUUGAUGAGAUUCAGGAUAGGAUAAAAGCCCUUAAGUUGGCUAAUUCCUUUAUUACUGAUGCUUCCCUACAGGUUAUCAAGUUGGGAGCAAAGAUUUCAGGCUUUGCCGUCUUAGCUCGCAGAGCCUUAUGGUUAAAACCUUGGUCUGCGGAUGUGUCAUCUAAGUCUAAACUUCUAGUGAUUCCUUACAAGGUGAAGACCUUGUUUGGACCCGGCUUGACUGAAAUAAUCUCUGAUAUCAUGGGAGGAAAGGGUCAUCUCCCUCAGGAUUAGAGAAACAAGCAAAAGGGACCUCAGAGUAAUUUCAGACAGUAAAUACUAUACGUUAUAAAGGAGCAGUGAGAAUAUGUGCGACUGAGUAAAAUGAAAGUAGAAUUGUGUGAACAUGUUAGGAUUGUUCAAGAAAUGAUUAUAGCAAAAUCUAAAAUAUACUUUAUUAUCAUAGGUAAUUUAUACAUCAUAUGAUUCUGGCAUUGGCUCCUGUAAUGAUUUUGUCACCUGAUUUUUAAAGACAACAUCAGAUGGGAGAUUGACUUAAUCUACAGACUGAAAGUGAAGAAUACCUAUGUGUUCAUGUAUGUGGCAUUGUCUUUCAACUGUGCUGACUUCGAAAACCAUACAAAGACAAGUUCACAUGUGAGAUUAACUUCAUCUACAGACUGAAAGUGAAGAAUACCAAUGUGAUCAUGUCUGUGGCAUUGUCUUUCAACUGUGCUGACUUUGAUACAAAAACACGUUCACAUGAUUUUCAUUUUUGCUGAAUUCCCAAAAGAAUUUUGAUUUAUUGUUAGAAUCUAAUUUUUUUUUAUAAAUAUCUUUACAUACUAUAUAAUCUUAUUUAUUUAAAAAAAAAUAUAUAUAUAUUUUUUUCAUUCUUUAUCCAAGUAAGAUAAUAACAAAUACAUCCUUCUAAUAUUAGGACAUGCAAAGAAAAGAUUAGUCCCAUGAUUGGUUGUUAAAGUAUCUAUUUUACAAGCACAUGCCUUAUAUUAAAUAUAAUACAGUUGCACAUUUUUUUUUUUUUUAAAUAUUAACACAGCUCAAGCAGAUAAUGAGUGUUAAAGUCUUGUAUCAUUACAAAAGUUAAAGGUGGAGUUAGAUACAACCAUCUAAUUUUUGGAUGUGUGAUUUAGAGAUGUACAAAUCAUAAAAUGUUAAUGAAGAGGCUAUGCAGUAUAAAGUCUACAUAACAACUUUUUGGUUAUGUCACUUAAGAAAUGUGUAGGGUGAACUUGUUAGAUUAAAGUGACCGUGUAGUUUAAUUUUAUAUCCACAUUCUAAUAUCUAUAAUUUUCUUUUAAAAGUUUAACAUAUUCUUAAAAGAAAUAUAGCUUGUUAUUAUGGUAUCAUUAUUUGCAAGGUAACCUAGGUAGAUUAAAUUAUCUUUAAAGAAAACAUGAUAGCUAAAUUUAUUUUAACAUUUAGACAGAGAUAGUUAUUGUAUGCCAUAUUGAUGACUUUUUACUCUAGUGGAGUGAUUUGAAGGGACAGUUAACUCAGAUAUUUCAAAAUAUAAUUUCUCACAAUUAUCCUAUUUACCUGCUAGAGUGUAAACAAUUGUUUACACGUAUUUCCGUUACCCUUAAUUUUGAAUUUAAAAUAGUUUAUUUUUCCUAUGGUAUCUCCACCUAAUCAUGUUUUUGGCCUUAAGGCAAAGCUGUGUAAACACAGUCAUUAUAAGAUAUUACACUCCCAGUGGGGCAUACAAUAUAUAAGGUAAUACAAUGUACAUUUUAUUUGGUUUAUUGGUUUGCAGAUAUAAGAAGUAUGUAUAUGUAAACAAUGUGAUAAAGUUAGGAGAUCAGGUUUGAUCUACAAGCUAAAAACAUUUUAUUUUGUUGUGACUUCAAAAUAAUAAUUCAUAUACAAACAGGAACAAUUUAAUUUCAUACAUUAUAUACUCUGCUGCUGAUUAAAUAAUAAAGAAUUGUAAACACAUUAAGUGAACCAAA